This is a messenger RNA of Notolabrus celidotus (New Zealand spotty), 2020 nucleotides long. Its product is annotated as T-cell immunoglobulin and mucin domain-containing protein 4-like. The record is from RefSeq and is a predicted model, not a curated record. The coding region runs from base 302 to 1003 and encodes 233 amino acids. The transcript is spliced from 6 exons. NCBI's taxonomy places the organism in Eukaryota, Metazoa, Chordata, Actinopteri, Labriformes, Labridae.
UCUAAACUCUGUGUAUUAGAUACCUUCAUUCAUCACCUUACAGGUGACAGCUGAUGUUUAUUGAUACACUUUAUUGCAACAUAUGAGACAGUUUCUUUUUCCUGAUGAGAUCAUUGCAUACCACGAGACUUCAAGUCCAGAUGUAGACAAGACUAGUAUUGAUUUCCUUCCUUAUUUCUUAAAAAAAACUACGUUUCUUCUCCACUUCUUGCUUCCAUCAGUCUCGGCGUGUGCGCGUGUGUAAGGUUAGAAUUGUAUCUUUUCUUCACUGCAGGACAUCGGUUUUCCCAAGCCUACACUCAUGCGUGGUCUUGAGUAUUUUCUCCUCUCACUCCUGACUCAAGUGUCUUCCGGCACAGUAAAAGUCACCGGCCUCCUCGGGAGCAAUGUCACUCUGCCCUGUACGUAUGACACUCAAACGCACGGCAUUCUCAGUUUCUGCUGGGGACAUGGGAAAGUGCCCCGGUCCAAAUGUUCCAACACCGUCCUCUCCUCACAGGACGGCGCUGUGGACUUCAGAGAGUCCCACAGGUACCAGCUGUCAGGCAGGCUGAUAGACGGAGAUGUGUCCCUGACUAUCCUGAACAUUCAGUGGAGUGAUGCUGGCGUGUACGGCUGCAGGGUGGAGAUCCCUGGGUGGUUUAAUGACUACAAAGUUGACACAUAUUUGGACGUGGAGAAAGCUCCUGAAGAACAACUUAUUACAGAGGACUUGGCAUUUACAACUGCUGGCACACAAGAAACACUGACAACUUCCACAUCUACAAAUGAAGAAGUCGGUGACCCAAAAUUUGAGAGAAUCAUGUUUGCGACAGUAAAGGAAGAAUUUAAAGCCUUCAUGAGUGUGGGGAACAUUGGCCGGGUUGCAGCUCUUCUCUUCCUCACAGUAAUCAUAAUCCUCGUCUUUAUUUUCCGGAGAGAGCUGCUGCCGAGGAGGACACUUGAACAUCUCGACACCUCGGCAGCUGAAAACAUUUAUGAAAGUGUCCCCGGCUGUGCCUGAAUGAUGAUCAACGUUAUAAGAGCAAACGAGUCUUCACAUUUUUAUAAAGACAUGCUUGUUGAAUGUGUAUGCUUGCCAUUAGCUGACUUUAUCCCCCUCCUCAGCUUUAGAGUGAAACCUUUGAAAUCGUAUCUGUUAAUCAGAAAGAGAGCAUACAUAUAUAAGCAGCUGUCCCACUGUUCUCAGAUUGCACAAAGGAAGGCUAAUAUGUCUCAUAUGUGACUGCGUAGAUACAAUAAUAUCCUGUGGAUUUAUUAAUUUGCUCUUAAUUCUCUCUCUGUUUUUCAUGGCAAAUGGCCCAUAAAAGCCUGUGGACAGUUUAUACUUGUGGACACAAUGCCACCUACUGGACUUGGUGCUUUAUGAUCAAAAGAGAGAAGACUUCAUUGUAAUUCAAUGUGUAAACACAGUUUAUGAGAGGAGGAUGGACAGAAAGGGAGUGCUUUUUUCAUUCUAUGUUUUGAAGGAAGCUGGAUGAAACCUUUGAGUUGUGUAAGAAUAAAAGGGAAGAGCAGCUGUGGCUCAGCGGUAGUCAGUCAUCUCUCAAUCAAGAGGUUGGGCAUUCGAUCCCAGGUUACUCUGUCCACAAGCCCAAGUAUCCUUGGGCAAGACUCUUAACCCUAAAAGUGCCCCCUGUAGCUGCACCAGCGGUGUUACUGAACACUGAUAGGGGCUUUACAUGGCAGCUUCUGCCAUGUGCCAUGUUUGAAUGUGAAGCAACGUAAAAGCUUAUCCUCAGAUGUAUGUUGCUUUGGACCAACAUUUUUUAAGAACAAAUCUGAAUCAUAGUACAAUUAACAAAAGCAGAUAAAACACUUUUUCUAAACUUUCUGAACUCUUCUGCAACUUUUUCUUUCAUGCCUGUUGUAAGAUAGCUAAAACAUGAGUUUCAAUAUUCUGUCUGCUUCACAUGUUUGUUUUUAACUUCUCCAGGAUUGGAGACAAAUAAGUGUCUGUACUGUUAUUACAUUAUUCUGUCUGAGCCGAUUAAAUCAAAUAAAAUUACUCUGACCUCAA